Diceros bicornis minor is the source of this 5037-nucleotide messenger RNA. It is a transcript of the gene PDE7B, whose product is annotated as phosphodiesterase 7B. The coding region runs from base 264 to 1625 and encodes 453 amino acids. Gene Ontology annotation, molecular function: 3',5'-cyclic-AMP phosphodiesterase activity. The record is from RefSeq and is a predicted model, not a curated record. The transcript is spliced from 13 exons. Lineage: Eukaryota; Metazoa; Chordata; Mammalia; Perissodactyla; Rhinocerotidae.
UGCAGCAGCCUCGGCUCCCGUCCAGCACUUGUCUGGGAGAAAAGUGGUGGACUCGCCCAGAGAGACUCUUUCCACCUUCCUUCUCUCUCGAUCGCUCUGUGUGCUUUCGUGUUUCUUUCUUUCUUUUUUUUUUUUUUUCACUUAAUUAUAUUCCUAAUCCUGGAUGAAGUUGCUGGAUUCUGCAGCACAAGUCUUCAUGACCGAGCAGCACCGCUCAGAGAUUUCACGGCAUUCAAAGGUCACAGAACUGCCACUAUGGUUAAAUGUCUUGUUUAAUGGUUGAGAGGUGUGGCGAAAUCUUGUUUGAAAACCCUGAUCAGAAUGUCAAAUGUGUUUGCAUGCUAGGAGAUGUGCGACUGAGGGGUCAGACGGGGGUUCCUGCCGAACGCCGCGGCUCCUACCCGUUCAUUGACUUCCGCCUCCUCAACAAUACAACACACUCAGGGGAAAUUGGCACCAAGAAAAAGGUGAAAAGACUGUUAAGCUUUCAAAGAUACUUCCAUGCAUCGAGGCUGCUUCGUGGAAUUAUACCCCAAGCCCCUCUCCACCUGCUGGAUGAAGACUACCUUGGACAAGCCAGGCACAUGCUCUCCAAAGUGGGAAUGUGGGAUUUUGACAUUUUCCUGUUUGAUCGCUUGACAAAUGGAAACAGCCUGGUAACACUGCUGUGCCACCUCUUCAACACCCAUGGCCUCAUUCACCAUUUCAAGUUAGACAUGGUGACUUUGCACAGGUUUUUAGUCAUGGUUCAAGAAGAUUACCACAGCCAAAAUCCAUAUCACAAUGCUGUCCACGCGGCCGAUGUCACCCAGGCCAUGCACUGCUACCUGAAGGAGCCAAAGCUCGCCAGCUUCCUGACACCUCUGGACAUCAUGCUCGGACUGCUGGCUGCAGCCGCACACGAUGUUGACCACCCAGGGGUGAACCAGCCAUUUUUGAUCAAAACUAACCACCACCUCGCCAACCUGUAUCAGAAUAUGUCCGUGCUGGAGAAUCACCACUGGCGAUCUACAAUUGGCAUGCUUCGAGAAUCAAGGCUCCUUGCUCACUUGCCAAAGGAAAUGACACAGGAUAUCGAACAGCAGCUGGGCUCCCUGAUCUUGGCAACAGACAUCAACAGGCAGAACGAGUUUCUGACCCGACUGAGAACUCACCUCCACAAUAAAGAUUUAAGACUGGAGGAUGGACACGACAGGCACUUUAUGCUCCAGAUUGCCUUGAAGUGUGCUGACAUCUGCAAUCCGUGUCGAGUCUGGGAGAUGAGCAAGCAGUGGAGCGAAAGAGUCUGUGAGGAAUUCUACAGGCAAGGUGACCUUGAACAGAAAUUUGAACUGGAAAUCAGUCCUCUCUGUAAUCAACAGAAAGAUUCAAUCCCUAGUAUACAAAUUGGUUUCAUGACCUACAUCGUGGAGCCACUCUUCCAGGAGUGGGCCCGCUUCACCGGACACAGCGCCCUGUCGGAGAACAUGCUCGGCCAUCUCGCACACAACAAAGCCCAGUGGAAGAGCCUGUUGCCCAAGCCGCACAGAGGCAGCGGCGGUGGGGGGGGCGGGGGCAGCCCGGACCUCGCAGGCCAAGGGACUGAGAAGGAGGCGCAGACUGUGACCACAGGUGACACCCCCUAGUGCCAGCCAGGCCUGCCCCUGGCUCUGCACACUGAGACUGGGAACCUCCUCGAGCAGAGGCCCCCUGGGAGGGGAGAAACCCUGAGGGGUUCUUGCCAUGAACCCAGCCACUCUCUGGGUCUCCUCCUGGGCCCUUUGGAAUGCCGCCCUCCUCAUACCUACCUGCCUCCCUCCUUUGUCCAAGUGUACAGAAGCCAUUCGCCACCUCAGUCGCCACCUCAGCAUUAGCUGCCGAAUGAGCAAGUCCAUCCAGUGACGUGGGAGCUGACCCCAGGGGCAGUCUCGCCCCACCAGGAGGAGAUCAGGGAGUAGGAGAGAGGUGCUGCUGCUGUGUCCCCCACGGCCUGGGUCACACCGGGUCACCCCGGGACGGGCAGCAGCCCUCAAGCCAGAUCGUCCUAGCGUCUGCCGUCUGACUGCUGAUCUGCGUGACGAAAACACCAGCAUAUUUGGAACUCCAACGAUAUUGGUCUUAAGUGCAAGAGCACAAUGAGAGUGUGAGAGAAAGUACCUUCUAUUUUAAUAAUAAUUAUUAUUAAAAAAAAAAUAAUAAAUCUUUUUAACUUUUCUAUUGUAUGCACUAGACAAUGGAUCUAAAACUCUGGACUAAGGUUACUCGGUGUACCCAAACCUGAACAGGGGGUUCAUUGUUUUGUUACUGACUUUAUGCCACUUUGGGGCAGAGCUCUGGCAUCUUCUCAGUUCCAGAAACCCCGUUUCCCACCCGAUCCGAGGGAAGGUGCUGUACAGUCCAUUCCUUUGCACCGUUAGCCAAUCUGUCUUUUACCAAUAACUCAGAUUCAGUGACAUGUUUCUAUUCACACAUGUACAUUUUCUGUAAAUACCAGGCGCUACUGAGUCCCGUGCCGAAAUACGUGAGUAUUGUGGGAUCGCUACCUGUAUCAACAAUGGCACUGUGAACAGAUACUGUUAGUUUUAAUACAAGAGAAUGCAUCUGUAAAUAUGGUAUAGAGUUUAUUAAUAUACGAUUGUUUGCAGAUAAAGGCCUUAACUUUAAACAUCUUUCAUCUUCUGAAAGCUGCCCAACUUUAAAUCCUCAUAGAUUGUCCUUCUGAGCUGCCUUCCCAUGUCCAUCUUUCUGCUUUCCAGCUAAGGUCACAAACCAAAACUGAAUAAAGUCUUUGAGGAAAUAUUUUGGAAACUUCACAUGCAUUCCGCUUGAGACCAUAGUGUUUAACCUAUGGCACCAAGCAGCGUUUCCUCAGACUAAUGAGGAGACCCUGCAGCCAGCCGGAACGCCCUCUUCAACACAGCGACGUUGCACACGGUUCUGACGAGUCGGCUGAUAAGCUCGUGUUUGUGUGACUCUUGUCAUCCAACGUGGCAGUGUGUCAACCUCGCAGGAGACGUAGCAGGUCUCACAAACCUUCUGUGACCGUGUCAUCUAACCGUCAGGGAGCUUCCUGUACCCCUACCCCACUUCCGUCUGCUAUGGCUACAGUACCAAAGCACCUUUGGCUUAUGGUUGGCGUGCAUUUCUUUGGUGUUAAUAGUAACUGGAUUUUUCUUUUUCCUUAAUUUCAUGUGAACAACUACCCAACUGUUUAGCUGAAGUUAACGUUAUUUAAGUGAAGAAAAUAUUUCAGUUUUCUGACAGAAUUGGCCUUCCUGGCAGGUUGUUGUGGUCAAUUAUGGCUCCAGAGUCAACUUGGAAUUUUGUUGUCGUUAUUUCUGCAGACGGCCAUAAAAUCAGUUUGUUACAGCAUUCUCCAGUCGGCUAAACUCUGUGCAUUCAACCUUUUCUUUAGAAGUUCUAGCAUAACUAAUGUUAGAUGAAAACUGGCAACGCCCUUUCUUUUUACCUUAAACAAUAUGGUGGCGGGAGAAGGAUACUGUGAUCGUUUCUGCCACUGCCGAGCUGUUCUGCAAGCUGAGGGCAUGGCAGCUAACUCUCACUUCCUAAGUGCACCUGUUUUUUCCUCCUAACAUACAAAUGGAAUGUUUGAGACUUGACAGGAUUGUAAUAAGUUCCUGUAGAGAGACUGAGGCUUGCAGAGUCAGGGUUUAGGGGAAAUUCUGGAAAGUUGGUUAUAUUUUCAUUAAAGUAGGAGACAUUGUCAGAUGGUACUAAAGAAAGUGUGAAAAACCUCAUGAAAUGGAUGGACAAUAAUUCGAAAUCGUUGAUGUGGGUAAGAAGGGAAGUUGUAAAAACUUAGCACUAACUUCGUUCUUGUUUUUCUGUAACAACUAUGAACUGACACAUGAAUCUUUAUUUCUUUAACACUCUGAAGCUCUACGCUCGGUGAGGCCCCAAAAGAACAUGAUGAAUGUAUUCCUGCUUCCAAAUCUCCCUUAUUUUGGUUUGGUGAUGCAGACAGGGCUUUGGAGCUGUCUGUUUUUAAUGUACAUGAGAUCAAACCACGGACAGCCAUUCCUGGAGACGACACAGUGGAGAUAAGACAGAAGAUGCUAAUGGGGCCUCUACCUUGAGUUUAGGAAAUGGACUUGGUUUAAAUUAUAUUUAUAUCAUAACUUAAAUAAAAAGAUUGAGGUUUUUUUAGUAGUUCCAAGUUUAUAGGACAAAAGUGUGUAUGUUACAAUUAGGUCUUGAAGAAGAGCUCACAGAGAAAACUACCAAAUAUCUGACGGUUAAGCCUAUGAAGCAGCUACUAGCACAAUAAAAUCUGAAGUAAAAUGAGACAUGAUGUAUCAACUAGAUGCAUCUGUGUCCUUCUUUCAACCAGCUGGAGAUUUCUUGAGUUCUUCAUUUUUUGGCAAAAAAAAAAAAAAGAGAGAAAAAUGUGAAAACUUUUUCUUGCCUACUAGUGGCUCUCUUGCAAUAUUUCCGUAGGAGUCCAAUUACUAGUUAAGACACAGCUGUUGGACCAUCCAUGGUCCACAGUCCUAGUCCAUGAACCAUCAAUAGCUGACUGAUCAAGUUUAAUUCUUUCAUUGCUUGAGAAGAAAGGAAUCAAAGGGCUAUUUUUGGUCAGCGAAAGGUAGAGUUAAAAUCAAAUUAAGAGAGAGAAUAGAGAUCACUGCCAGGCCUGACAGGCAAAGCCUGCUUUUCCUUUUUAUAGCAUCCGUGAGUAGUCAGAACCUUGUUCAUGGAACUCGGACCUCCUCAUAUCUCCCUGCUGGGCUGAGUAAAACUCCCACUCUGUCUCUACCUGCUUAAGGCCUCUCUCGAAGGACGCGGAGCGUGUCCUGCACACCGUCUACAGACAGUGCUUCCUACAAAACACAGACUUGUUUUGUAACCUUUUCUCAUGUUGAUUCAGAUCUGCUCACUGAUUUGAAAGUUGAUUAUGAGCUUGUAUUUCACUGUAUUUCUUAUGCUUUGUUCUUUUAAGCGAACCCUUAAAAUUGUGUUGUUUUGUGUACACAGGUGAGAUUUGGGGGAAAAAAAACCAUCUUGUGACUUUUUGCUCAAAAUGUGGCCUAAAUAUCC